Coregonus sp. 'balchen' is the source of this 5508-nucleotide messenger RNA. Lineage: Eukaryota; Metazoa; Chordata; Actinopteri; Salmoniformes; Salmonidae. The record is from the annotation of a GenBank genome assembly.
UUCUUCUAUGCUCAGUUCGGUCUGCGUCUCCUCUUUCAAAGGGCGCAAAGGUGGGAACAAGUCGUCCAACAAAGCAUGUUACACUGCAGACAUGACUUGUCCGUCGGAAAGCGAGAAAAUCGUGAUAAACUGCGGGGGGGUGCGGCAUGAAACCUAUCGAAGCACCCUAAAAACGUUGCCCGGUACUCGCUUAUCUUGGCUUACCGAACCGGACGCCUUUACCAACUUCGAUUACGACCACAAAAACGACGAGUUCUUCUUCGAUCGCCACCCUUCCGUCUUUUCAUUCAUCCUCAACUAUUACCGCACAGGGAAGUUGCACUGUCCGAACGAUGUGUGCGGUCCGCUGUUCGAAGAGGAGCUGGCAUUCUGGGGCAUCGAUGAGACGGACGUGGAAGCUUGUUGCUGGAUGAAUUACCGGCAGCACAGGGACGCAGAGGAGGCGUUGGACAGCUUUGAGAAUCCCGAACCGGAGUUGCCAGAAGACGACCCAGCGCUACCAGGAGGCGCAGAUGGGGACAUGAAAAGACUGUGCUUGCAUGAGGACGGAAGGAAAAAGACUUGGUGGGAAAUCUGGCGGCCCAGAAUGUGGGCCCUUUUUGAAGACCCCUAUUCCUCAAAAUAUGCCCGGGUGAGUGACUCUUUUUUAUAUUUGAUUGCUUUAAAUGUCAUAUUUCAUUUGUCAUUCCAACUUUGACCACUAAUAUCUGAGUCGCAAUAAGUUGUUGAAAGUUUAUAAAAUGAGCUUCCCUUGAUCAACCAUAGUUGUCAUGAAUAAUGCUACCUUAGAUUUUCGUUCAAUAAGCCAUCAUAAUUGAGCAGGUCACUUCGGUAGGCUAUGACUUCCUUGACAGUUUGCUUGUGUUAAACGGCAGGAUAUUGACUCAAGGAUACUGAAUAAUUAAUUGUGAUAGCAUGUGAAAAAAUAAAAGAUGGUAUGGCUCCUAUGUUAAUUUCAGAUUGUAGACUAUAAACUAGCCUACGUGUUGAUAUUGUUUCGUAAUGAGGGUGCUGCCAAAUCAAUGAGUUGCCAGUGAUAUUGCUAACAUAUAUAUUUUAAUCAUAAUUCUCCAAAUUAAUGUUUUCAUAUUAAUAUUGUCUAGAUAUUUUAGCCUGGUGUAACAGGUCCCAUACCUGCAUCCAAGCGCACUAUUUUCUCCGUCUCCCUCCGGGAGCCUACUCAAACAUGAUUCAUUAGCCUGUUUGUGUCGAUGCGCCUAAGCAUGCUGUAUUUCAUUUAUUUAUUGUGCGCUCAUUUGAGCCUUAACCCGACCUUGAAACUUGAACAUAAAACAAGUCCUCUUUUCGUUUUUCCCCAUUUGCCCUGGGUGAUUCUCUUUUUUGGCUUGCUUAUCUGUCCCACAUUACAGUCCGAGGCUAUGAUAAAGCCCCUUUACGCACGCUUUUCAGAACCAUUUCCUAGAAGCUGCGUUCGUUUCGAAUCAGUUGGUUCUCAAGCGAAUAGUAACGAGAGCUGAGGUGCGGAAUGUAAAAAUGCUUUUACUGUUUGAUGAUUGAUUCUCUUUGAUAGUGCAGAAGUCACACAUAGCAUAAUAUACGGGUAACACGAAUAAUGAUCUUCUAUUUUCCCCAUGAUACAGGGUUUUGAUGAAGAUGUAUGGAUUGAAUAAUUGGAUCGAAUAGGCUAUGUUUCUUUAUCCACACAUGCCCUUAGGAAAUAACAUGUAGGCUAUGCCUAAUUAGCUGGCCAUAUAGUUUGCUUUGUGUAUAAAGAUGUUAAAAUCAUGCAUAUGGUAAAAAUCAUGCACACUCCUAUUGAUGUUGAGUACAGGACACAUUUCCUGGUUGAUUACACUGCAAAACACUCCUCUUUAGGCACAUACACACUGUAUGCAUGUAUGUAGCCAGGCAGCACAUGGAAACACAGGCAGACCAUGUACAAAACAACACCUGCAGCACAAACAUGUAUAGAUCCAAGUACCUGCACUGUAUACCCCCCCCACCCUCCCACCCCCCCCCACACACACACACCCUAUCCUACACACACUGCAUCUCUCUCUCUAGUACAGUCAAACCUGGCUGUAGAAACAACUCAGCUGUCCACGUCCAGUAUCUGGUCUCACCACAGGAAGAGCUGUGUGUCAGGGUUAGAUAGAUAUAUAAUCUGGAUUGGGUCACCUGAUCUUUCCCUUUGGCCACAUUGGCUUUAAUGUAGGGUAACAGGAAGUGCCUCACUAUUGGGCGCCCUCGCCGAUGGCGGAGACCACAUGAAUGGGAUGGAUUCCCGACCGGCACUCCCGGUUUCUUAAACCGGAAGAUGUGGGUGACAUGCUUAAACUUACGGAGCUACAUAUGAUCAGUGAUCAAUGUUGUGAUCAGAGCCAUUAUUCAUACUACCAUUCAACAUGCAGCUUUUUUUAUUGCUCAUGAGUGCAUGUGGCACAUGGAUAUACCGUAGCGCCACACGUAGCGCCACACACACACACACACACACACACACACACACACACACACACACACACACACACACACACACACACACACGCUGCUGUCUGUGCUGCCUUUUCUGCUGCAGUAGACACAGGGAAAGAAAGGAGGGGGAGCACCGGAAAGAGAGAGGGGAGGAUGAAAGAGGGAAAGGUGGAGCAGCAGAGAUGGAGAGGGAAUACAUAGGUACAGGGAUAGAGAAAGAGAGGGGUAGAGAGAGAGAGAGGAAGGAGAGAUAUAGUGGGAGGAGGGCAGAGACAGAGAUGGGGGAAGCACUGGAGAGAAGUAGACGUUAGGAGGUGUGUGUGUGUGUGUGUGUGUGUGUGUGUGUGUGUGUGUGUGUGUGUGUGUGUGUGUGUGUGUGUGUGUGUGUGUGUGUGUGUGUUUGUGUGUGUGUUUGUGUGUGUGUGUGUGUGUGUGUGUGUGUGUGUGUGUGUGUGUGUGUGUGUGUGUGUGUGUGUGUGUGUGUGCUGGAUUUAUCUUCCAUCCUCAAUGAAGGCUCUAGCAAUACAAUCUGCCUCGAUAUUUGAUUGAUUAUCUUCUCUUUUUGUCUGCAUUUCAAUUCAGUAUUUCUUCUCGCCCCCUCUAAAAUCUAAAGAUGUUUAAAUAUGAAUGAAGGCUUUGUUUUUAAGUGAUUUUAUAUGAAUAUUUUACCACUCGUUUGAAUAUUGAAGGCAUAUGGCUCUGUUUAGAUGUGAUGUAUUAUUCUACUUAGCAUCUUCUAUUGAUCCCUAAUGGCUCGAGAUUGAGUUUCACAGUGCGAUUAAUCACGGUGUCAUCACAUAAUUGACAUUCCUUGAUCCCAACUCGAUAUAACCUCAAUAGAAUUCUUGUUAACGGUAUUGUUUUGUCACAAUUUGUCCAGUUAACUCAUUUUCAACAACAAAUUGUAACAACAAAGGAGAUAUUGAUAUGUUUAUGAACCUGUGUUUUAACGAUUGGAAUCAUUUGUGGUCUAAUUAGAUUGUAUUGCUUGUCAAUCAAGUUGGUCAAUGGAAUAGUGGUAAUGUAUACACAAUAGAUUUCUGCGGAAUGCAGUGUUUAUAGAUAUUCUAAUAGCGUAAAACUAAAAUUAAACGCUGAAUCUCAAAUAGUCACCUGUCCCUUUUAAUAGCCGUGAAUCGGCACACAUUUCAGCAAAUAAACGCCUUUUUCAAAUAAACGGCAGGUCUAAAUGAGUUGUUUACAAGUGAACUUCAGUGAGUACCAUAAAGAUUGUGCAAAAGAAGAUUAAGGAGAGCAACAUCAUUGCCAUGAAUGAGACAGCAGUGUGGUUUGACAUGGUAGGCUCAUCUACGAUGCAUACAAGAGGCGCAAGGAGUGAGAGAAUGGUGCUGAAGCAUGAAAUCGGGGGUGUAUGAUAAGCAGCCUAGUCUUUGCAAGUCUGAUCUGCAAUGGAUUUGUUAUUAUGUUCAUACUGGUCAUACUGGUCACAAUAAACAGUGUGGUAGUCUUUUCAACAUUUAAUUGAGCAAAAGCUGUGUGCAUUAAGGAAAUAGAGGCCUGGCUCCAAUAAGCACCGGUUGUGUAUAGCUGGGCGAUAUGGACAAAAAUCCAUAUUGGGGUAAAUUGCCUGAAUUGAUGCGAUAAUGAUAAAUAGGACGUUAAGUUUAUAACAUGAAUGUGCACCACAGUUUAAAAAAAUUAACCUUUAAACUACUACUGUUUGUAGCCAUCUAUUGUCCUAUCAACAAUCAUUUCCUGAUGAAGACCUAAGGGUCGAACAUUGUUAUAAAUAAAUAUCACCUGGGAGCAUGAGCAGCAGUGUGCAACGUUUUCCUUUCUGUUUUCCUAUUAACAAUCACCCAUAUUAGCAAACUUAUUUCAUUUCAAACUUCACAUUCCUCUAGUAUAGGCUACUUAUUGUAAUGAACGAUAUCAGCAAGAUACCGGUAUGGUUGGUGGCGAUAAUUUUCGGUUUAUCGUCCCAGCUCUAGUUCGGUGAUUGAAGCAAAUAAAAGCCUGGGCUAUUAAUUGAAAGUAGACAAGGUGAGGCAUGGACUUACUAUAAGCGGUGAACAUGCUUUACUAUGAUAUGGUAUUACAGUUCUAUCACCAUGGCAUAUAUUUGUGCCUGCUCUACUGAGACAAGAACAUAUAGUAGAACAGAAUAGAAUAGAACAUAUUUGAUCCUUUUCCUGUUCAUUCAAGAAAUCACUUGAACCAGGUCCAUUUAACCUUUUACUACAGUGGGCUAAAACCGGGUCACACAGAGUGUUUCUUGGUAGUCUUAAACGUGUCUAAUUUGAAACAAAAGUAUACACCUCACACACAUGGUUAUGGACUUUAAAAAAAGGAAACACCUGUACCAUGUCAGAUAUAGUGUUGAAAUGUUUUAAAAUUUGAUUUUGCAUCCCAAUAUUACACUUUAUAUACAUCACAGAAGACUGAAAAAUAACAAAACCAUUUGAUAAAGAAACACCGGAUUUUAGGUGGGUUUUCUGAAAUAAUGUUGAUUAAUUAUGAAAUUAUGAAAAAUAUUAAUAACAUUCCACCCAUGAGGCCACUAGGUCAUUUGAGUGCAGGAAAGGGCUACAAAAAAAACCAUCACUUAUGAGAUUCAUAGAGACAUCCAGUUAUUUUCUUCCUCUACAGUGGAAUGGUAUGAUUGUCUGUCAGUAACGUAUCUACUGGCAUAUAUCAUAUGUUGUUUAUAACGCACAUGAUAUACAUUUUGAACCUCACCCAUACCUUUUUCACAUUAUCGUGCCCACCCAACCCAAACUAUGCUGGCUCGUAUAUUUUCCUAUCACAUUGUCCUUUUUAGCACGAUUCAACAAUGCUUGAUGCAAAAUCAGGCCAGCUCACUACAACUUGGUUCGGCUCAGUAGGCCUUGUCUGAUGCCCUCUCUCAAGCCUCACAAAUACAGUAUGAUUGAACGUGACUGUGUUGGCUGUAUCAGUGUUGUUGGGGCAGCAUUGCGUCCUGGUUGAGUGUUCAGACCCCCUGAAGGUCAUGUCUUGUGGUUCAUUGUUUGCUGUUCUUUUCCACUGUGUUCAGUGUCGGAGCGCAACGUUGCUGUCAUAAACACAAAUGUGACCCAGCGCAGCACCAGAACA